AUGGCGUCAAGAGGGGGGCCGGAGCUGUCCCUGCAGCAGCGUAUAACACGGACACAGACGAUGGGGAACAUUGGGAAGUCAAUGAUUGAUAAUGAAGUGGUUCCAUCGUCUCUGGUGGAGAUUGCUCCUAUUCUUCGUGUUGCCAAUGAAGUUGAGCCCAUCAACCCCCGUGUUGCAUAUCUUUUAUUGUCAAAUUCUGACCGUGGACAUGAUCUUAUACAAACAUCCUUUCUAGUUCUCUAUUCUAACAUCGUUACUCUGGUUGUAGGUCGGUUAUAUGCUUUUGAGAAAGCUUAUCUGUUAGAUCCCACUUCUAGUGGACGUGGUGUUCGGCAAUUUAAAACAUCCCUUCUACAGCAGCUUGAAAGGGAAAAUGAUCCGACCUUGAUUGGAAGGGUUAAAAAAAGUGAUGCACGUGAAAUGCAGAGCUUUUACCAGCAUUACUACAAACAGUACAUUCAAGAUUUGCAAAAUGCUGCUGAGAAAGCAUACCGUGCACAACUUACUAAGGCAUACCAAACUGAAAAUGUACUCUUUGAGGUUUACCGGGCGCAAGCAGUAGAAACCGAUCUUGAGAUUUUGGAAGCUCAUCAUAAAGUUGCUCAUAAUCUUCCUUUGGAUAGUGUUAAUCAGACAAUUAUGAGAUUUCCAAAGAUUCGAGCUGCUGCUUACGCUCUCCAAAAUACGAGUGGUCUUCCAUGGCCCAAGGAUUACAAGAAGAAGAAAGAUGAAGAUAUUCUUGAUUGGCUUCAAGCUAUGUUUGGAUUUCAGAAAAAUAAUGUUGCAAAUCAAAGGGAGCAUCUCAUUUUUCUACUUGCAAAUAUACACAUACGCCAGUAUCCAAAGCUUGACCAGCAACCAAAGUUGGAUGAGUGUGCUCUGAAUGAAGCCAUGAAGAAGCUUUUCAAAAACUACAAGAAAUGGUGCAAAUAUUUGGACAGGAAAAGCAGUUUAUGGUUGCCAACCAUACCACAGGAAGAACAGCAGCGUAAAUUAUUAUACAUGGGAUUACAUCUUCUCAUAUGGGGGGAAGCUGAAAAUUUAAGAUUCAUGCCUGAAUGCCUAUGCUAUAUUUACCAUCACAUGGCAUUUGAGCUCUAUGGCAUGCUUGCUGGCAAUGUUAGUCCCAUUACCGGUGACUAUAUUAAGCCAGCUUACGGAGGGGAAGAGGAGGCUUUCUUGCGAAAAGUUGUUACUCCUAUUGAUGAAGUGAUUGCACGGGAAGCUGCUAGGAGCAGAAGAGGAAAAGCAAAGGAUUCCCAAAGGAAGAUCUAUGAUGAUUUAAACGAAUACUUUUGGUCAGUGAACUGCUUCAGGUUAGGUUGGCCCAUGCGCGCUGAUGCUGAUUUCUUUUGCGUCUCUGUGGAAGCAUAGUUAGGGUGUGCACUACUAAUAUAUCACUAUUUUCUAAAGACAUAUAUAUGUAUAUACAUGGAAUUUUUGCCGAAUUUUACAGGUCCGCCUCUGGGAAGAACAGCCAAUCGUAUUGCUUAAGUGAGAAGAGUUGCUAUCCUUCAUAAGAAAUAUAUGAUCUCACAGAUCGAUUAGUCCUUGCCCGAAAAGGUGAAUGACAGAAAACUUGCAGUAGGUGUUUUCAAGCUAUACGAUCCUUCUUCUGUACUCCCUCCGGUCCACAAUAACGUGACCAAUUUAUUUUUUUAUUUUGGUUCAAAAUAAGUGUUCAUUUAUAUAAUCAAGAAAA
Nicotiana attenuata is the source of this 1702-nucleotide messenger RNA. Its product is annotated as callose synthase 3-like. The transcript is spliced from 13 exons. Lineage: Eukaryota; Viridiplantae; Streptophyta; Magnoliopsida; Solanales; Solanaceae. Gene Ontology annotation, cellular component: plasma membrane. Bases 1 to 1374 code for a protein of 457 amino acids. Gene Ontology annotation, molecular function: glucosyltransferase activity. The record is from RefSeq and is a predicted model, not a curated record.